AUGCAACAUAGUACCGUCGUUCCACAGGUAAAAAUAUCUGAUCAACCAUUUUUGGUAACAAAUACUGAUCAACUUAAUAAAAUAGAAUGGACAAUGCUUGGUACAACUGCAAGUGAAACAAUAUAUUGCGUCUCUGAACAUCCUGUUAGUCAACUUCGUUUUGUAUGUGUUGAAUGUCUUCAAAAAAAUAUUACGGAUAUUGUUAAUGUAUUAAAUUCUGCUCAAGAUUUAACUAGAAAAUCUGGCUUUCCAACUAUUGCACUACAAAAUGUUCCAGCAAAAGCUAACUGGACAGGAGUUACUAUUGUAUGUCAGGCUGCCUUAAAUGGUGGAACGAUUGAUUCAGCACCAGCAGAGGUAAAUGUAAGGUAUAUUCGUCAACCACAUGUUGUUGAUAGAAAUGGUAUGGGACCUGUCUUAAUUGCAAAUCAAGGUUAUCGUUUUUAUGUUGAAUGUAUAAAAGGUCAGGAUGGGCAAUGCCAACAAACUGUCGGUAGAGGUAAAACUUUAAGAUGUGCCGUUCAAGCUCAUCCACCACCAACUAUAUAUAAAUGGUUUAAAAAUGGUAUUGAAAUAUCAGGUAAUAGUGCUGAGAUAACAAUUGGUGUAGAAAUGAUUAGACAAUCUAUUCAAUGUGCCGCCAAUAAUGGUCUUCAUAAUGAAAAUGAUAUGCCACAAUCACAAGCUGUACAAAUUGAUCCAUAUACAGCAGCCAGAGUUAUUCAAGAUAAUUUUCAAACUAUUCAAACAUCAAAUCCAUUUCAACCAGGAAAUAGAGUUGAUAUGAAUCAAGUUGUAAAUUUAGGUUGUCAAGUUGAAGGUAAUCCAAGGCCAAUAGUAUUUUGGAAACAACGUAAAAUUAAUGGUGAAAUAAUUGAUGCACCAUGUCCUCAAGGAUUUGAUGGUAAUUAUAAAGAAAUAUCAGGAGAGUCAGGUCGUGAUAUAACAUAUAAUAAUAAUGCAGUAAAACUUAAUGCUGUAUGUAAUUUACAUGUUUCAAAUUACUCAUUUUCUGGACAAUAUUGGUGUACUGCUUGUUCUUAUGUUUCUCAAGGUCCACCUGAAUGUUCACCAACAUCUGAUACACCGCCAACUAGUGUUUUAAAUAUUCAAGUUCAAGGACCACCAAUGAUUUCAGAACAACAACCAACUGUACAAAAGAGUCAAAAUGGUGAAGAUGUUGUUAUUACUGUUCAUUAUUGUUCAGAUCCAAUGCCACGUCCACCAAGAGAAGUUAUAUUUACAAUUGAUCAAAAUGAUAUACAAGUAGGGCAAUCAUGGCAAAAUUUUAGAUUUGAAGGUACAACACAAAAUAAUACAUUACCAAAUUGUUAUUUUGCUAAAUUACAAAUAAAUCCAAUUAGAGAAUCAGAUGAAAGAAGGCAAAUAAAAUUAAAUGUACAAAAUGGAUAUGGAAAAAUAGAAAUACCUGUACCAUUAGGUAUUUUAUUAGGAACAAAUAGUGGAUUUUCUAAUGGUUUAUCUGAUUGGAUAAUUGUUAUUAUAAUACUUUUAGCUUUAUGUCUUGGAACUUCAUUAAUUGUUCUUAUAUGUAUGAGACAAAAAUUAUUAUGUUUUGAUAAAUUAGAAGAUGUUGAAAACAAGUAUACUCGCGAUAAUAAACAGCAAAAUGAUUUUCGUAUACAACAUGAAUAUCCUGAUAACCAUUCAAUGCCACAUAAUCUUUUUGGAUCACAAACUGGUGAGGCUCUAUAUGAAGCAGCAGUCCAUGCCGCAUACAUUGAUUCCCGGAUAUCUUCAGUUUAA
Strongyloides ratti is the source of this 1767-nucleotide messenger RNA. RefSeq names its product Immunoglobulin-like domain and Immunoglobulin-like fold domain-containing protein. NCBI's taxonomy places the organism in Eukaryota, Metazoa, Nematoda, Chromadorea, Rhabditida, Strongyloididae. Gene Ontology annotation, biological process: cell-cell adhesion. Gene Ontology annotation, molecular function: cell adhesion molecule binding. The transcript is spliced from 6 exons. Bases 1 to 1767 code for a protein of 588 amino acids. The record is from RefSeq and is a predicted model, not a curated record. Gene Ontology annotation, cellular component: cell-cell junction.